Punica granatum (pomegranate) is the source of this 2005-nucleotide messenger RNA. The record is from RefSeq and is a predicted model, not a curated record. NCBI's taxonomy places the organism in Eukaryota, Viridiplantae, Streptophyta, Magnoliopsida, Myrtales, Lythraceae.
UACAGAACGUAAUACCUUAUUGGGUGAAGAAAUUAUAGUAUAUACACUGAGUUACGGGUCCAAACAAACUACCCGUGAGUGCCAUCGGAUGGAGCUUUCCAAGAGGACAGCACGUUAGGGCCUGCCCGCUGCCAUCUUAUGUCUCACAUUCGGCGCAUUACAGACCCAACAAAAUAAGAACACCAAACCAAACUGGUUUCUUUUUCACAUGCAUCGAAUCAAAAUCGAAAUCGAAAUAUCUAUGUAAGGCUGAUCAUACAAACCUUACAAUUUCUCACUUCAUCCUGCUCGAUUUAUUUCUGAUCCUGACAACGACGUACGGUUGGAAGAUGGGUUCGUGUGCUGUGGAUGGUGAUACGGGCAGCGGCCACAUAGUGAUGCUGCCUUUCAUGGCCCACGGCCACCUCAUACCCUUCCUCUCCCUCGCUAGGACAUUCCGAAAGUACCACCCAAACUUAAGUAUAAGCAUUGCCGCCACCCCUCUCAAUGUCCGCUACCUCGGCUCCACCAUGUCCUUCAGCGAAAGCCGGGAAAUUUGCCUCAAGGAACUCCACUACUGCAGCUCCGACCACGGCCUGCCCCCUGAUACGGAGAACACGGAGAACCUAUCGUUGGACCUGAUUGGGGUCCUUUUUGGAUCGUCAAGUAGCCUUGCAGACCCCCUUGCGCAGCUUUUAUCAGAGAUCUCUGCGGCAGAUGGGCGGAAACCAGUUUGCAUAAUCUCAGACGUGAUCUUCGGGUGGUCGGUGGAGGUGGCGAGGGGGUUCGGGAUCAAGUGUUUCUCCUUCUGCACCGGCGGCGCAUAUGGGACUUUGGCUUACGUCUCUUUGUGGCUAAACCUUCCUCACCGCAAGACGGAUUCAGACAAGUUCGCCGUUCCGGGUUUCCCUGAGCAAUGCCGCUUCCACCGCUCUCAGCUUCACCGGUUCAUUAGAGCCGCGAACAGGACUGACCAUUGGUCAAUGUUCUUUUAUGUUCAGCUUUCACUUUCUUUGACCUCUGAUGGCUGGUUAUGUAAUUCCGUGGAGGAAUUUGAACCACUGGGAUUGAAACUAUUGAGGAAUUACUUGAAACUACCCGUUUGGCCUGUUGGUCCUCUGCUGCCUUCCUCCAUGCUUGGUCACAAAUCACAAUCCUCUUCCAUUUCAAGAGUGAUUGCUGCUGAACGGGCAGGAAAGAAACCCGGACUUUCAGCGGAGAAAUGCACCGAGUGGCUGAACUCACAUGUGCCCGACUCAGUCCUCUACAUCUCAUUCGGGUCUCAGAACACCAUAAGCGCCUCUCAGAUGAAGGCGGUGGCAGUUGGAAUAGAGGCGAGUGGGAAGCCAUUCAUUUGGGUAGUCAGGCCACCGCUUGGGUUCGAUAUGAAAGGAGAGUUUAGAUCGGAGUGGCUUCCAGAAGGCUUUGAGCGAAGAGUCAUGGAGAGCAAUCAGGGCUUAUUGGUAAGGACGUGGGCUCCGCAGCUGGAAAUAUUGUCUCACAAAUCAACCAGAGCGUUCCUCAGUCACUGUGGGUGGAACUCGGUGAUUGAGAGCCUAAGCCAAGGGGUGCCGAUCAUCGGGUGGCCAAUGGUGGCUGAGCAGGCCUACAACUCGAAGAUGAUGGUGGAGGAGAUGGGGGUGUGCAUGGAGCUGGCAAGGGGAGUCGAGGAUGAGAUCGAGGCCGAUCAUGUUAAAAGAGUAGUCGAGAUAGCGAUGGAGAAUGUAGGGACAGGAGAGGACAUGAAGAGGAAGGCUGUUGAGAUCGGGGAGAAGAUUGGGGCGGCUAUGAGAAAUGAUGGGGAGGAGAGAGGCUCUACACUUAAGGCCUUGGACGAAUUUGUGACGACUAUUCUUUCUAGUUGAUCUACACUCACUCUGCUCACAGGCUGUCUUUUGUUAUGCUUUCCUUGAUUUCAAUAAAACCUUUUCUUCUCUGACAAAAAUAUAAAAUAAAAAAGAGGUGUGGGAGACAGAGCCCCCCACCCCUAACUCUAUUGGGUCUCCGUUGAGGCCCCCGACUCUAA